ACAGGGGCAGGAGGGGAGACGUGGGAAGGAGGAGCUCUACAGCGCUAUGGCAGAGUACGAGCACUUCGAAGACAGGAUAGGAUAUCUGGCUGAGCGGGAUCGAAGGUGCUCGAAUUUCACCACGUUUGUGCUCUCUUUCCUACCCCCCUUGCUCCUCAUCAUCGUCGCUCAGAUGGCAGACACCUACAUCGACCCUUACCAACGAAAUGUCACCGACUACAAGAACGGGCCCAGCAUAAGUUUUCCAGUAAAACCGUCAAUCGUUACCGAUACCGACCUUGUCAUUGUUUCAUGGGUGAUCCCUUCCUUGGUCAUUCUGACGGUCUCUUGGCUGAAGAAGAGCAAAACAAAGCGAAGCAUCACUGUCUUCCUUGCAUUCUGCGAGACAGCAGCAGCAACGUUCCUGUUUGUUGUUGUUGGGAAGAAGGUCGCAGGGUCCCUUCGCCCUUGCUUCAUCGGUAUCCCUGCUCCUGCUCCUGCUCCUUAUCCUCCUGUAUCCUUGGAUCUCACCAGCUGCAGCUAUGUGCCAGUGGGAUGGCGUCAAGUGUCAUUCGACCCCAGCGGAAAUUCGAGAUUCGAGACAAUCCUUCCCAUCCGGACAUGCUUCCUCGAGCGGUUUGUUGAGAUCAUCCUCCACAGUGAAGAUGACGUCAGUGCAGCUGCAGGCCUGGUCUUCCUGUCCCAGUUUCUCCACUGCGAAUUCCAUUCCAUGUCCUCUACGGCAGCCUUGUCUUCGCUCUUUCGGCUCAUGGUUCUAGCUCCUCCAUUAGUUGCAUUCUUGAUUGGCAUUGCUCGGACGAUAACGUACCAUCACCGUUUUGAAGAUAUCAUCAUGGGGUUUGUGCUUGGGGGAUCGGCUGCCAUCUACAUGUGGCGAUCGCACGGGCUAUCGAACAAAUCUCCGAGCAAUCGAGAU
This is a messenger RNA of Guillardia theta CCMP2712, 916 nucleotides long. RefSeq lists its product as hypothetical. The record is from RefSeq and is a predicted model, not a curated record. The annotation marks the transcript as partial. Lineage: Eukaryota; Cryptophyceae; Pyrenomonadales; Geminigeraceae. Gene Ontology annotation, molecular function: phosphatidate phosphatase activity. The transcript is spliced from 11 exons. Gene Ontology annotation, biological process: phospholipid metabolic process.